Molecule: messenger RNA, 121 nt
Organism: Racocetra persica
Lineage: Eukaryota; Fungi; Glomeromycota; Glomeromycetes; Diversisporales; Gigasporaceae
Source: the annotation of a GenBank genome assembly
AUGGUUAAUGGUCAAAAAAUUGGAACGAAUGAAAUUUCGGGACGCUUCUGCUGCAUGACACCACAAUUCCAUUUCACGUGCAUUAACAAAUCAAAUGUUGUGCCUGAAGUUACAUUAAGUA